UGCCCACGUCAUGAUUUUGUUUACCACUACUUUUUUGCCGGUUUUUUUUCAAAAGUAUUAAAGAUACAGGGUGUACGUAGCUGCCCUAUUUUUUCAAAGCGACAUCUCGAUGAUGAACUACAUGGGAGACGGAUUACAAUUACUUAGAGAAUUUGAUUGCUAAUGCUAAAUAAAAGAGAAGCAGAAGCACACGGCGAAAACAAAUUGUAUCCCGGGCAGGAUACGAGCACAACUCGGGGCGGUUCAAACCAUAAUUUGGAUAUCAAAUGUAAAAAUGUCUGGGUCUGGAAGAAUGCAUGUUUGUCAUGCUUGUCUGGCAUUACCCUUAGAUCUGUCAUGCACGUUAACCCAAGAGCUCCAUUUUUCUGUGAUGCAGGAACGCAGUUUGUCAUGCAGAAGAGGCAACACCUAGAAGCUCAGAAGCUUGUCAUGCUGAGCCAGCAUUUGUGGCCUCAUCUUGAGACGCCAGCCAGCAUCACAAGUUUCCAGACCCAGACAUUUUUACAUUUGAUAUUGGAACAGGCGGGCUGA
Molecule: messenger RNA, 531 nt
Organism: Amoebophrya sp. A120
Lineage: Eukaryota; Dinophyceae; Syndiniales; Amoebophryaceae
Source: the annotation of a GenBank genome assembly